Molecule: messenger RNA, 978 nt
Organism: Stylonychia lemnae
Lineage: Eukaryota; Ciliophora; Spirotrichea; Sporadotrichida; Oxytrichidae
Source: the annotation of a GenBank genome assembly
AUGAACCCUUACUAUCAAGUUAAAGAAAGACGUAUGUAUGAUAUAUAUGGAUUAAGUUCUCUAUCCAAAGCCACUGAAAGAAAUUUGAUAGACCAUAAGUAAUUUAAGCAAUAGGACAUGAAAAAGAUUUAUGAUGAUACCUCAAGCAUGUAUAAUGAGGGUGAUUAUAUGCUCACUCCUUGCAGAUUCUCACCAAAUGGAUGGAAGUAUAUCAAGAAAGAUUAUGAUUAGAAAUUUCUGAAUCAUCCAAAUAAAUUGAAUAGUAUUGGGUAUAGUAAAGCAAGUCAAAAUUAUUCUCAUUCAAAACAAAAUUCUCUAAGUUAAAUUGACGAGGAGAGCUCUUAAUUCUCCAUUAAUAAAAGCAUAUUAGAAAGAUCAGAAUAAAAAUAUAGAACUCCAAAUGGAGCUAGGGUUCAGAUUAGAUCUUAAUCUCAGAUGAAUGAAGACUAUUCUACAGGGAAGAGUACCUACUAACAAAUAUAUGAUGAAAAAUUAAACUAAAGUAAAAUAAUCAAUAAUAUUAGAUCAAAAGACUUAAGAGAAAAUGAAAGGUCAAAGGAAUAUAACUAUCCUCCUUUGCCAAAUCUAGUUUCAGCAAAGAAUGCCUAUCAAAAGUAAAAGUUUGAUAACUCUGUUUCAGUAAUUCAGUAAAAUAUUGGAAACUCUGAGUCCUUGGUUGACAAUAAUAGCAAUGAAGAUUUAAAUUUACCAAUUGCUGACCUAAAUUACUAGUAAAUAAGUCUUGUUGAUUAGUAGUCGCCAAAGAAUAACAAAAUAUCCAUGAAAAAUUUAAAGGUUGGGAGUUAAAUUAUUGAUAAUAAAGAUUAUCCGGUUCAAAACAAUAUCAGUUACUCUGGGGUACACCCUGUAAGCUACUGGGCUGGGUAAAAAGUGGAUAAUGAUGUUGAACAUGUGUUUAGGAAAAAAAGAUUUACUGAUUAAUAAAUCAUCUAACAAAAACCCACAAGCCUAUUUUGA